AGCUGCUGGAGAAGUUUGAGUGGAUGAAAGUUUGUGCACAGCGCGGAAGUGAAGAGAGGGAAGGAAAACUUUCACAUGAACUUCUGCAAGACAACGAAACUUUCCCCGUUUGAGUGAGGAUGAGGAUGAUGCCACAGAUCAGCCGGAGUGUGUGAGGAAACACUGAGUGUUACUACAUUGUGAAGACUUUAUUUGAGAGCUGAUCAUGGGACUACCGACUCUGGAGUUCAGUGACUCUUUUCUGGACAGUCCGGACUUCAGAGAGAGACUCAAAUGUCAUGAAAUCGAGCUGGAUCGAACCAACAAGUUCAUCAAAGAGCUGAUUAAAGACGGGAACCAGCUGAUUAAUGCGCUGAAGAGCCUCUCGGCAGCCGUUCAGAAGUUCUCACAGUCUUUGCAGGAGUUCCAAUUUGAGUGCAUUGGAGAUGCAGAGACAGAUGAUGAAGUAAAUAUCGCUCAGUCCUUUAAAGAGUUUGCCCAGCUACUGGACACCAUGGAAGAGGAGAGAAGACGACUGAUACAGAAUGCUGAUGAUGUUCUGAUCUCACCCUUGGAGAAGUUUCGGAAAGAGCAGAUCGGAGCAGCCAAAGAGGGGAAGAAGAAAUUUGACAAGGAAACAGAAAAGUACUAUUCCACACUGGAAAAACAUCUCAACCUGUCAUCCAAAAAGAAGGAAUUGGCUCUCCGAGAGGCUGAUGCUCACAUUGAUAAGGACAGACAACUCUUUUAUGACGCCUCACUAGAAUACGUCUUCAAAAUUCAGGAGGUUCAAGAGAAGAAGAAAUUUGAAUUUGUGGAGCCGCUGUUGGCUUUCCUGCAGGGCCUAUUCACCUUCUACCAUGAGGGUUAUGAGCUGGCCCACGAAUUUGAGCCAUACAAACAACAGCUACAGUUCAACCUGCAGAAUACAAGGAACAACUUUUUGAGCACCAAACAGGAAGUUGAAAAGCUGAUGAACAGAGUUCGCUCUGCAGACCAAGACCAGAAGCCCCCGGGCCAGUGGACUAUGGAGGGCUACCUUUAUGUCCAGGAGAAACAACCCUUGGGAUGCGCAUGGACGCGUCAUUAUUGCACAUAUGAGAAGGAGAGUAACACCUUCAGCAUGUGCAAUACAGAGGUGAAGCCCGCCGUUAAACAGAAUGGUGUCAUGGCGAAUCCCUCUGAGAAGUUCAAACUGAAGUCCUGUAUUAGGAGGAAGACCGACUCCAUAGAUAAGCGCUUCUGUUUUGAUAUUGAGGUGGUUGAAAGAAAUGCCAUCUAUCGUGGAUCUAUUUUCAGACCACUGCAAUUUUUCUAUAGAGCCCGGCAUGGCAUCAUCACUCUUCAAGCAUUGUCUGAGUCCAACAGGAGACUGUGGCUGGAAGCUAUGGAUGGCAAAGAGCCGAUCUACAAUCUGCCUGCUAUUCUAAGCAAAAAGGAGGAAACAUAUUUAAAUGAGGCUGGCUUUAAUUUUGUGAGAAAGUGUAUUCAGCUGGUCGAGAUGAGAGCAGGACUCAACACCAUGGGUUUGUACAGAGUUGGUGGAAUAAACUCUAAAGUGCAGAAGCUCAUGACCACUGUCUUCUCACCUAAAGCAGCUCCAGACAUGGAUCUGGACCCAGAAACCUGGGACAACAAAACCAUCACCAGUGGCCUAAAGAAUUACCUCAGGUGUCUCUCUGAACCACUCAUGACAUACAAGCUCCACUCAGACUUUCUCUUGGCCGUCAAAUCAGAUGAUCAGAACUAUAGAGUGUGUGCAGUUCAUGCACUCGUGCAUAAACUACCUGACAGAAAUAAAGAGAUGCUGGAGAUGUUAAUCAGACACCUGCUCAAUGUGUCGACUCACUGUGACAGUAACAUGAUGACUGUGUCUAAUCUGGGCGUGAUCUUUGGUCCCACACUGAUGCGCUCACAAGAGGAAACUGUUGCCGCCAUGAUGAACAUAAAAUUCCAAAAUAUUGUGGUCGAAAUUCUCAUUGAAAAUUUUGAAAAGAUAUUUCAUCAGGCUCCGGACCCUAAUGUUCCCCUGCCGCAACCUCAGUCUCGGCUCGGGUCCCGCAGGAGCAGAGCUAUCUGCCUGUCAUCUGGACCACGCAAACCAAAGAGUCUAUACACGCCUUCACUAUGCCUGGCGGACGCGGACAAUGUCUUGAUUGUGGCUGCAGGUGACACAUUCAGCAGCAGUUCAGGCAGCACUCCCAUGGGCAGCAUGGACUCCCUGUCCUCACACUCCUCAGAACAGAACAGCUCCUCCAAGACCUGCUCCUCUCCACAGCCCAAAGACAAGCCCCCCUUCCCCGGCCUGCGGCAGAGCCCUUCCUCCCUGUCCUCCAGCGAGCCGCAGUGCCCCACGUGCACCAGCAGUCCAGAGUCCAGCUCCAGAGAGGACACAGGCUGUGUGGAUGGAGACUGGGUGGACAGCUGUAGUGUGAGCUCAGUCACGGCCGCUGCCAGAUUUUCAGCAGCACCUACCAAAGCUCCUCACACAGGAACAAGACUCAGAUCGACACAGAUGAACUGCUCAAGUGCCCCGUCACUCAGAUCCUUACCUAUCUUAGAAGGUCGAAAGAGCUGUGUGGGGUCUGUACAGAGUCUGGUGUGUUUGGAGCAAAAAGAUGUCGCUAGGUCCACUGACUACCACGAUCUGCCAUCUAAAACAGUCCUACGUCGAAAGCUUGACAACAACAACUCCAGUAAUGGCUAUCAGAGACCAGGAUCAGUGGUGGCAUCCAGAGCGUUGCUUUUUGAAAACCCAUCUUCUUUAAAAGCCAAUCCCAUAGGAAGAGAAGCUAAAGCCAUAUAUUCCUGUGAAGCAGAACACAGCAAUGAGCUGAGUUUCCCCCAGGGGGCUCACUUCUCCAACGUGUAUCCCUCGGUGGAACCAGGCUGGCUCCAGGCAACAUUUGAGGGAAAAACAGGACUCAUUCCUGAAAAUUAUGUGGUCUUCCUCUGACAACGUCCCACCAGAGGAGGCCAAGCAUUUCAUGGUAUCCAUGGAAGUGUCAAUUUUCGAUAGAGAGAUCCAAGUAUACUGUAUAUCAAGCUUUGAAGGAUAUGUGGACUUUAUGCAUAGAUCAUAUGCUGUUAAAAAUGUUUGAGAUCAUGUAUGGUACAUAAACAAUAUUACACAAGGAUGUAUGUAAAUAUCGGAAUGUCUGAAUCCAAGCUGUAAUUCUAGACAAAUGGGUUUCAAAACUUUCACUGGAGGCUGACAUAUAUUUCAAAUUGACAUGAUGGAGAGCUGCUGACAGGAGCCAAUCUGAAAAUCUAGUGAUAUGUAACUUUAAAAACACUGAGAUCAGCAGGUGCUAAAAUGCACUUAAUGUUGUUUUUAAGUCUAUUGUCUGGCAACUUCGAAACUCGUGCAGAAAUCUUCAACUCGGAUUUCACUGAGAUGCAGGUGGGUGACAUCACGCAAGCAUGUUAGCACCCAAGAAGAUAUACAGAUAAGGUUUAAUGAUAAACAUUCACUUAUAAUAAAUAAAAUUAAUCAGCGAGUUCAAAUUCCUAGAUUAUAUUUUAAUAAAUACUUUUUAGCAAAUGUUUUUAGAGACGGGUGUUCAAAACACAGUAAAUUACACUUUCUUUUGAUAAUCAUACUAGUGUAGAAUAUAUGCUAGAUUUGCAGCAUUGUUUAUCAAUUUGUUUGCUAGGAGACAUCUCUGUUGACAGUUUAUUCAUGUGCAUUAGCAUGCAUGUUGAGUCACUUACAAAAAUGUCAGGUUUGAAUUUUUUUUAAUUUUAACUGUCAUUAAUCUCUGGUAUAGUUCACCCAAAAAUUAAAAUUCUCUCAUCAUUUACCCUCAAGCUAUCCCAGAUGUGUAUGACUUUCACAAAUUAAACUUUUUAGAAGAAAAUUUCAGAUCUGCAAGUCCAUACAAUGCAAGUGAAUGGUGAC
Myxocyprinus asiaticus (Chinese sucker) is the source of this 3880-nucleotide messenger RNA. RefSeq names its product rho GTPase-activating protein 42-like. Lineage: Eukaryota; Metazoa; Chordata; Actinopteri; Cypriniformes; Catostomidae. Gene Ontology annotation, molecular function: GTPase activator activity; protein binding. Gene Ontology annotation, cellular component: cytoplasm. Bases 206 to 2935 code for a protein of 909 amino acids. The record is from RefSeq and is a predicted model, not a curated record. The transcript has 25 exons. Gene Ontology annotation, biological process: signal transduction.